GGCGCACUGUCCAUUUUUGAGAAAAUGAAAGUAUUUUAAGCGCGCCUUAUAGUCCGAAAUACAGUAUUUUGAUACUGUAGACAUACUUAUAGAUAAGGCGUGCCUCAUGUUGAUGAAAAAAAAGUACCGGUGUUUUUCAAAAGCAGUAUUGUACCUUUUUUUAAUUAAUUAGUACCUCUGUAUUUUAUUAGCACCAGUAUAAAUAUAACAUUUCCAAGUCUUUUUUACUUGGACACAAUCAUAUCGUACCGUGGCCUCAAUACCGUGAUAUCGUGUGGUGAGACUUUGAUAUCGUUACAUCCCUAGUUUAACCAUUUUCUAAUAUUGACAUACCGUAUUUCCUUGAAUUGGCGCCGGGAAUAUAGUAUUCGCCUGCCUAGAAUUACAGCCGGGUCAAACUCGUUUCGCAAAAUAAUUAGCGCAUGCUUGGCACUUCCGCCGGGUCAAAUAUGAGUCAUUAAAUGACUCCCGCCUCCAGGUGGUAGAGGGCGCUAGUGAUCCUUCUUGCGACUACCAGUACUGCAGGAGACAGGUACUGCAGAAGAAGACAACAAGCAGCAAGCAUGCAGCAAUUGUUUGCUUGCACUUUUAACAUGGAGGAUUACAUAUCUAAAAUAAAACCGUUUUCUAAACUGGACUUUCAAUCGAAGCAGGAGGUAAUAAUUAAAGGAAUAUCUCCAGAGACUUUUAAAAUUGAAGAAAGAUGAGAAAGACUGCCUUUGAUCAGAAGCAGCUGCACAUGGACCCAUCUACAAGUAAAGUCAGACGGAUCAGCUAUGACAAGUUACAAGAUAAUUGCCGCCUUAUCGCUGAUUUGCGAUAGCCUAGCACUACAGCCCGACACCAACGACCGGCUACUCACCUACAGCCGAGAUGAACUCCUGCUACAUCGAGCCUCGCUAUGGAAUAACACCAAGCCUGCCGUGGUCCUACCUUCGGAGCUUCGGCCGAAGAAAAGGGGAAGGCGUGGAGGCAUCCAGAGCCGGGUAAGAAGACGUCCCUUUAAACGUCCUCUGCCCACCAUCAUCAUGUCCAACGUACGAUCACUCCGUAACAAGAUGGAUCUACUACAUGCAAGGUGCCGUUUUGAAAGGGCCUUAAGAGACAUCUGUAUCAUCGCUCUCAGUGGGACCUGGCUGGAGGAGUCGGUUAUCGACUCUGAGGUGAGCCUGGACAAUUUCACCAUCGUCAGGUCCGACAGGACAAAGCACUCGGGGAAGACGCGAGGCGGUGGGGUCUGCCUUUACAUCAACGACAGGUGGUGUAACAACAUCAAAGUGCACUGUAAAGUGUGCAGACCCAACCUGGAGUUGUUGACCCUGUCCCUCCGUCCCUUCCAACUUCCCCGGGAAUUCCCCACUGUUGUGGUCAGCUGUAUUUAUGUAGCUCCCAGUGCUAACAUCAACACAGCAGCGGAGCAAAUGCCAUGUUAUAAGUAUCUCGGUGCUCCGCUGCUUUAUUUCAGGGACUUUAACGGAUGCAGACUGGACAAUGUUUUACCAUCUUUCGAACAGUAUGUGGACAUUCCAACAAGAAGGGGAAACAUAUUGGACUUAUACUACGGGAACAUCACCGAUGCCUUCCGUGCCCGUUCAUACCCUCCGCUUGGAGCUGCUGACCACAACGUCAUCUGUUUACUUCCGUCAUACAAACAGGAACUAAAGCGCCACAAACCACACUGCAGCAGUGCCCCCCAGUGGACGGACGACGCCACCACUCAACUCCAAGGCUCUGUAGCUUGUACUGACUGGGCCAUUUUUGAGUCUGAAUGA
Entelurus aequoreus (snake pipefish) is the source of this 1772-nucleotide messenger RNA. RefSeq lists its product as uncharacterized. The record is from RefSeq and is a predicted model, not a curated record. The transcript is spliced from 2 exons. Lineage: Eukaryota; Metazoa; Chordata; Actinopteri; Syngnathiformes; Syngnathidae. The coding region runs from base 777 to 1772 and encodes 331 amino acids.